AUCAAUUGAACAUUGCAAAGUCGUAAGUCUUAAAUAUGUGAGCUAUUUCUUUGUGUUAGUCAUUUAUCUAACUACUAGUCUUCUUUGAGCGAAUCGUUUUAAGUAAGAUCUAUUUAUUAAUAACGAAGCCAUUCGAUAGAAACCGAUGUAAACAAUUUUUAGGUCUAUAAUAAAAAAAACUCUUUAGGAAAAAAAUCUAGUCAGUGAUGUCUAGAAUUUUUGAAUAUCUCUAUAAUGGGCUCAAAUCCAAGUAAACAAAAUGGAAAACGGAGUCAGUCUGAAGGAGAAGUCCGAAUCCUCGCGAACGGACACGUGCCCCCUCGCCGAACUGUCAGCACACUUAGCCGGGUGGCGGAGUCCACGGGUAUAGAGAAAAAGAAUGCAGAGGAGCCAGUUAUAGAUUUCCCACAUGAGGAAUAUAAAGACGGGAAGCUUGGUAUUACGAGUAAGGACACUAUAUUGGACUACCUAGACUCUCUGGAGAAGGAUGAAUUGUUCUGUGACCCAGAUUUCAAUGCUGACAGAUUUGCCCUCUUCUACAGUGACAAAGAUGCAUCUCAUUUCCAAUGGAAGCGCCCUAUGGAUUUAGUGGAGGAGUGGCAGACCCCUCAAUUGAUGGUAGAUGGUGUUACCAGGGACGACAUCAAGCAGGGGACCCUGGGAGAUUGUUGGUUCUUGUCAGCAUGUGCCGCAGUAUCUCAGAAAAAAGACUUCAUGAAAAAGAUAGUUCCCUCAGACCAGCCCCUAUGUGGCCCCGGUUAUAAAGGCAUGGUCCACUUUCGGUUCUGGAGGUUCGGAGAUUGGGUGGAUGUGUACAUCGAUGAUCGUCUUCCUACCGUUAACGGAAAGUUAGUGUAUGGGAGAUGUACAGAACCACAGGAAUUCUGGGUAGCCCUCAUAGAGAAGGCAUACGCUAAGUUACAUGGGUCAUAUGAGGCCAUAGAAGGGGGACAGGCUAUGGACGCUUUAGUUGAUCUGACAGGGGGAAUACCCCGCUUAUAUGAGAUACAAGACAAGGAUCCAUUCCUUUACAGAAUGAUAGAGAAAGCUCAACAAAAGCACGCCUUCAUUACGUGUUCUAGAAAGGGAAAUUGGAAACUAAGCAACAAAGCUGAUCCCAAUGGUUUAGUGUCUGGUCAUGCUUACACCAUCACUGAAGUCAGAAAGAUACAGCAUGUGAGGGGAGAGGACAAGUUGGUGAGGGUCAGGAAUCCCUGGGGGGACAACAACGAAUGGAAAGGAUCCUGGAGUGACAGUGAUGUAAACUGGACCUGGGUGGAUGAGCAGACCAAACAAGAGAUCGGGCUUCAAGCUAAGGAUGACGGGGAGUUCUGGAUGUCCUACAGAGACUUCUGUAAACAGUUCCAGGAAGUGACCAUUUGUCAGUACGGACCAAACUUUGAUGGAGACAGAACAAAGGAUGAUGUCGGAUGUUUUGUUUGUGUCAAGGGGAGAUGGGAAUGUGAUAGAAAUGCUGGUGGAAGCCGGAAUGACCUUCAUAAAUUUGCCACAAAUCCUCAGUACUUACUGACACUUCCAGAAGCAGAUGAUUUUGACCCAAAGAAAGAUGACCCUGACCUUGAGGGGUUAUGCACCCUUGUCAUUUCCUUGAUGCAGGAACAUCGCCAAUCAAAGCGAAAUGUUAAAGUCAAGAAGCUUCAAAUAGGAUUCAUUUUAUACAAAACAAGUGAACCAACAGAGAGAUUAUCAGCUCAGCAUUUCCGCUACAAUCCUGACAGUGGUAAAUCAGGGGUGUAUAUUAACUACCGCGAGGUCAGCCAGCAAUUUGAGCUGGAACCCGGGCACUAUAUCCUCAUACCUUCCACAUUUCACCACAACGAACCUGCUGACUACAUGAUACGAGUAUUUGGGGAAAAAAUGUUUUCUCUAAAAGGACCACUGGAAUGAUCUCCAUAUUCACAGCUUAUAUCUAAACAUCACACCAGAGGAUAGAAAGAAAUCAUUUCACUUGUCAGUUAACCCUUUGCGUCCCUAUAAAUCAUUUCACUUGUCAAUUAAUCCAUAACAUUCCUAUAUUUAAAGUUUUAGUGCUGGCAACAUUUUAUAACAUGUUUCUUGUAUGGUAUCUAUUGUUCGAAAUAUUUAAACUUGUGAUUUCAACUUGUACUUUUAUAGAAGAUGGAAAGAAGAUUUGUGUAC
Molecule: messenger RNA, 2160 nt
Organism: Saccostrea cuccullata (small rock oyster)
Lineage: Eukaryota; Metazoa; Mollusca; Bivalvia; Ostreida; Ostreidae
Product: calpain-A-like
Exons: 12
Coding region: 235-1908 (557 amino acids)
Biological process (GO): proteolysis
Cellular component (GO): cytoplasm
Molecular function (GO): calcium-dependent cysteine-type endopeptidase activity
Source: RefSeq, a predicted model, not a curated record